CAAGAAACUCGGGCUGGACAUUGGUGUCUAUAGCGUUAAACUGUGCUGAUUCUCGCUAGGUUUCUGCUUGCCUAAAGUCAGCAUGUCUCGUGCCCGCCAGCCUCCACUGGUCACGGGCAUCUCGCCCAACGAGGGCACAGCCUGGACCAAAGUCACCAUCCGUGGGGAGAACCUGGGGACGGGCCCUGCUGACCUCAUAGGUCUGUCCAUCUGUGGCCAUAACUGCCUGUUGACAGCUGAGUGGAUGUCAGCCAGUAAGAUAGUGUGUCGUGUGGGACCUGCCAAGGAUGACAAGGGAGAGAUCAUUGUCACUACCAAGUCUGGGGGCCACGGCACUUCAACUGUCUCGUUUAAACUGCUCAAGCCAGAAAAGAUUGGUAUCUUGGACCAGUCUGCAGUGUGGGUGGAUGAAAUGAACUAUUACGACAUGAGGACCGACCGCAACAAAGGCAUCUCCCCCCUGUCCCUGCGACCAAGCAAUCCACUGGGCAUCGAGAUAGACAAAGGUAAAAUCCCUCAGAAGGACAUGGAGUUGACCUUUCCAGGAAUGAGUGGAGACUUUACCAGUGAGAACUUCUCUGCCACCUGGUACCUCAUAGAAAACCACUCUGGCACCAGUUUUGAGCAGUUGCGAAUGGCAGCCGGUAACCCGAAGAGGCAGGCUACUAAGAAGAAUGAGGUCAGUCUGGCCUAUGUGAAAGGAGACCUCAGUACAUUCUUUGAGGCCCAGGACGCUCUGUCAGCAAUCCACCAGAGGUUGGAGUCAGAUGGCACAGAGAGGGUGGAGGGAUCAAUGACCCAGCGCCUCCAGAACAUCCUUAACAGGGCAAGCGAUACUGCAGAUACUCUGUUCCAGGAGGUCUUAGGGCGGAAGGACAAAGCUGAUUCCACACGCAAUGCACUCAAUGUCCUUCAGCGUUUCAAGUUUCUCUUUAACCUGCCGCUCAACAUUGAACGCAAUAUCCAGAAGGGAGAUUAUGAUGUGGUGAUCAAUGACUAUGAAAAAGCCAAAUCUCUGUUUGGAAAUACCGAAGUCCCUGUCUUCAAAAAAGUAUACGCUGAGGUGGAGACGAGAAUCGGUUCUCUGAGGAGUCUCCUCCUAGAGAAACUGCUGCAGACCCCAUCAACACUGCACGACCAGAGGAGAUACAUCAGGUACCUGUCGGACCUGCAUGCCCCAGGGGAUCCAGCGUGGCAGUGCAUCUACGCUCAGCACAAGUGGAUCCUACAGCUGAUGCAAAACUGCAAGGACGAGUUCAUCAGUGGGCAGAGAGUGGGUGCUGGAGCCAUACCUCUGGACCUGGACAGUGAUACCCAUUCAUCAGCCCUCAGCAGGAUCAGCCACUCAGCAUCUCUGAAGAGAGGAGGUAGCCUGCGUACACCCCGCCCCAGCACCUGGCACUUUGAGACCCCCCAACAGGUGCAGUUUGUAGAGAAGCUGUCAGAUGUGGUGAUUGGUCAGCUGCCUAACUUCUGGAAGCUUUGGAUUUCCUAUGUUAAUGGUAGCCUCUUCAGUGAAACAGGAGAAAAGUCUGGCCAGGUAGAGAAAUCCAAGAAGAAUGCCAGACAGAGACAGAAUGACUUCAAGAAAAUGAUUGAGGAGUUGACUCAUCGGCUGGUGAAGCUUAUCCGGGGGGCCCUCUUGCCUAUUACCUUGCCACGGGGGGAAGUGAGCUUCUAUGGGGGCUGGGAGAACAAGAUGGAACUCACGGGCCCCUGGCUCACACAGGUCAUACACACUGUCAGGGGUUGCCAUGAGGCUUUGUCUGCUUUAGAAAUUCCCAAUGAUCUUCUUCAGAUCAUACAAGACCUGUUGCUGGACCUAAGAGUGCACUGCCUUGUGGUCUCCCUGCAACACACUACAGAAGAUGUCCACAGACUUGCUGAGAAAGAGGAUUGGGUUGUUGACAACGAGGGUCUCACCAGCCUGCCUGCUCAAUUUGAACAGUGUGUAGUCCAGAUGCUGCAGUCACUCAAAGAGCCCAUGGAAACCAAACCGGGAGAGAUCAAUGUGCUGCAGUUAGAACAAGCCCAGGACCAGGCCUCUGAGCUCUGUGUGGCCAUCAUGAAGGUUUUCAUCAACUGUUUGGAGCAUCUCAGCACUAAAACAGGCGAAGACAUUGACACUUCACAUAUGUCAGGAGACCUGGCCUCUCCAGACCGCUUUUGUGGUGUUCAGGAGCACUUCAGUCCCACAAUGGAACAGCGUCUGCUGAUCAUCCUCAGCAACUGUCAAUACCUGGAGAGACACACCUUCCUCAACCUGGCUGAACACUUUGAGAAGCAUGGCUUCACAGGGACAGAGAAGAUUACACGGUUGAGUGUGGAGGCUGUUCGGGAGCUGGAUGCAAAGCUGUUUGAUGCUUACAUCGAGAGAAAAUCUGACCCUAUCGUAGGAUCUCUGGAACCAGGCAUCUAUGCCGGAUAUUUUGACUGGAGAGACUGCCAAACACCAACAGGAGUGAGGAACUACCUGAAGGAAGCCUUGGUUAACAUCAUCACAGUCCAUGCCGAGGUAUUCACAGUGUCUAAGGAGCUGGUACCCAGAGUUCUGUCUAAAAUUGUAGAGUCGGUGGCAGAGGAGAUGAGUCGCCUCAUGCAGUGUGUGUCCUCCUUCAGCAAAAAUGGAGCCCUGCAGGCUCAUCUUGAACUCUGUGCCCUGAGAGAUGCCAUUGCUUCAUAUAUUACAGCUGAAAGCAAUGCCAGCUUCAAACAGGCUUUGGAGGCCCUUCCCCAGCUGCACAGUGGAGCAGACAAGAAGUUAGUAGAAGAGUUACUGAACAAAUUUAAGAGCAGUAUGCAGCUGCAGCUCACCUGCUUCCAGCCCUCUUCUGUCCAGCCUUUAAAGAGAUGAACUGAUUCUGUUGUGUCUCUGUGGGGUCAGCAACUUCUGCAUUAUGUGUGCAGUGUGUUUAUGAAUGUGAAGUAUAUUCACUCACUUCAGUUAUCAGUUUUAUGUAUAAAGCCUCACUUGAUUCAAUCGAGUCAUUUUCAGUUUUCACCGUAUCAGACUGGAGAAGGGCCCAUCAUCUAAUCAUCUAAUCUUCAAACUGACACUAAAUGUGUUAAUCUCACGGUUACUGUUCAGGACAGUCCCUGGGUGGUGGAGUCAUACUGGUUAUGCUAAUCUUAGAGAGCCACUCAUUUAGUUAACACGGUAUACAAGAGCCAAACUACUAAGCGGUUUGGUUUCCAGGUUUUGUAGAAGGUUCUGGCUAUGUCCCCCCUGAGAGACCAGCUACAGCAAUACACCAGCUGGGGGUCUAAGCAUUCUCUUCAAGGUGCAUGACCAUGGGAUUGUGGUUAUUGAAGUUUCUGGUGGGAUUUUUUUUGACGAUUUCAAGUUGUCACUGUCUCUCUCUUGCUGUUUUGUUCUAUGUCAUCUCAGUUGCCUAGUAAAAUGAGAGCUUUAACAUUGUUGACCUGUAAAUAUAGCGUUUGAGAUCACUCACCUCACACUAAACUGUUUUUGCUUCCCGUCAGAUGUUUUAACUUUUCAGUAAUAACUGGUGAUGUGACUUCAUGUAAUUGAUAAUGGCAGAAUAUAACCGCACAGGAUUGGUGAAAGAUUAAAUGUAACUGUUAACAUGA
Molecule: messenger RNA, 3591 nt
Organism: Lampris incognitus (smalleye Pacific opah)
Lineage: Eukaryota; Metazoa; Chordata; Actinopteri; Lampriformes; Lampridae
Gene: exoc2
Product: exocyst complex component 2
Exons: 28
Coding region: 83-2854 (923 amino acids)
Biological process (GO): exocytosis; Golgi to plasma membrane transport
Cellular component (GO): exocyst
Source: RefSeq, a predicted model, not a curated record